Messenger RNA from Fonsecaea nubica, 1815 nucleotides. RefSeq names its product calcium/proton exchanger. The transcript has 4 exons. Gene Ontology annotation, biological process: calcium ion transmembrane transport; intracellular calcium ion homeostasis. The record is from RefSeq and is a predicted model, not a curated record. Bases 1 to 1815 code for a protein of 604 amino acids. NCBI's taxonomy places the organism in Eukaryota, Fungi, Ascomycota, Eurotiomycetes, Chaetothyriales, Herpotrichiellaceae. Gene Ontology annotation, molecular function: calcium:proton antiporter activity. Gene Ontology annotation, cellular component: fungal-type vacuole membrane.
AUGCAUCGCGUGAGAGCAUGGGCACAUUCGUCGGCUCACAGGCACAACUUCAACCCAUGGUCGCCCGGUCGUGACAGUCAAGUCUCUCCGCCGAACACGAGUCCACCGCAGGGUGACGACUCGACAAAGCAGAAACCCCCCAAAGGCUCCAUUCUCAGUCGCGUCGUCGCCAAUGUCAAAGUCGCCCUGUUCCACAGCUGGGUGAAUGUUCUACUUGUUUUUGUGCCUGUGGGCAUCGCCAUCCACUUUACUGGAAUCAACCAGAAUGUAGUCUUUGCUCUUAAUGCGGUCGCCAUUAUCCCCUUGGCUGGCCUUUUGACAUUCGCAACUGAAAGUGUUGCGCAUCGACUUGGGCCUACAUUGGGAGCUCUCCUGAAUGUCAGUUUUGGAAAUGCAGUGGAAUUGAUCAUCUUCAUCGCCCUGGUCAAAAAUGAGAUCCGCAUUGUCCAGGCUUCUCUUAUCGGCUCACUGCUUGCCAACCUCCUUCUCAUCUUGGGUAUGGCCUUUUUGAUCGGUGGCCUGGAAUUCCAGGAGCAGAUUUACGACAGCACUGUGACUCAAAUGUCGGCUUGCUUACUGGCGCUGGCAGUCCUUAGCUUGCUGAUUCCGACCGCCUUCCACGCGUCGUUCAGUGACCUUCAGAAAGCUGAUCGUGCUGUUAUCAAACUCAGCCGAGGGACUUCCGUGAUCCUACUCAUCAUCUACGUCCUCUAUCUGCUGUUCCAACUAAAGUCUCAUGCGUAUCUUUACCAAGGAACUCCACAACAUAUCAUCGAUGAAGAAGCAACGCCAGGAUUUCUUCAGCGUUUCGACUCUUCAAGCUCUUCCUCGGCCAGCUCUUCAAGAUCCUCGGUCACAAGUGCCGGCUCACAUCGACGUGUAAGCAAGAGACUCAGGGCCAAACUGAGCAGGAGACGCGAGGUGAAGACUGAGGUGGCGACUGAACCAGACAAUGGAGAAGGAUCCAUACAGUUUGGACAGAAUGUGAUUGAUAAUUAUGCUGAAAAGACUGCCGAGCCAGAGGAAAUGAAGUCGCAAGAUGAAUUGAAGGAAGAAGGGAUGCCAACGAAUCCCCCUGCAGCUUCGGCCAAGGACAAGAAACCGACUGUCGGGCCUCGCGGACUCUCUUUCCGGCCUCCACCAGUUUUUCGAUCGUCCACACAUCCUUCUCCCAAAGGCAGAGACGCAAAUUAUCCUUCUCAUCCGCUUCGACAUUAUCAGUCAGCACCCAACGAUCAGCAAAGUCCAGCCGUUGCUCGGAUUGCACGCCGCUCUACGCCGAGAAGUCCCCCCGCAGAAGAAGACGCUCCUCCCAUGAGCCAAACUGCAUCGAUAGUCCUCCUGAUUGUCUCCACUGCUCUUGUUGCACUCUGCGCGGAAUUUCUUGUCGGAAGCAUUGAACAUUUAGUGGAAAAUUCUCCCUUGUCCGAGGCGUUUAUUGGAUUGAUUAUUCUGCCCAUUGUUGGAAAUGCUGCGGAGCAUGUCACGGCAGUGACCGUGGCCGCCAAGAACAAGCUCGACCUUGCCUUGGGCGUGUCGCUCGGAUCGUCCAUUCAAAUUGCGCUCUUUGUCACUCCAUUCGUCGUCAUUCUAGGGUGGAUCAUGGAUAAGGACAUGUCCCUCUACUUCAGCUUGUUCGAGACCGGGUCGUUGUUUGUUUCGACUUUCAUCGUCAACUUUCUCGUUCUGGAUGGACGCAGCAACUACUUGGAAGGUGCGCUGUUGUGUGCGUGCUAUGUGAUCGUGGCAGUGGGAGCAUAUUUCUUUCCGGACGGGCAGGACCAAAGUUCUUUGACCAGCGGUCCUUCGACUUGA